Messenger RNA from Pundamilia nyererei, 537 nucleotides. RefSeq names its product baculoviral IAP repeat containing 5b (gene birc5b). NCBI's taxonomy places the organism in Eukaryota, Metazoa, Chordata, Actinopteri, Cichliformes, Cichlidae. Bases 48 to 482 code for a protein of 144 amino acids. The record is from RefSeq and is a predicted model, not a curated record. The transcript is spliced from 4 exons.
GCAGUGAUUUAAGCACAUGUCAGGCUGAGUCCAUCCUUGGUGACAUUAUGGCGAGCGUUGAUGUGCUGGCAAAAAGGUUUUACUCAUUUGGCAAAAUGUACAGUCAUGAUUUACGUGAGCAAAGUUUUGUAGACUGGCCAUUUAGAGAGGACUGCAACUGCACGCCUGAAAAGAUGGCCAAAGCUGGGUUUGUCCACUGCCCCAGUGAGAAUGAGCCAGAUGUUGCCUGCUGCUUCUUCUGUCUGCUCGAGCUCGAGGGCUGGGAACCAGAUGAUGAUCCCUGGUCAGAACAUGAGAGACGCUCUAAAUGUGACUUCUUAACCAUGAAGAAAGACUUCACCAAGCUAACAAUGGCUGAAUUCUGUCACCUGGAAAACAAAAGGCUAAAGAUUUACUACAAAAAGGUCUGGCACAAGAAGAUGGCUUUUUUGAGGGAUGCCAUAGACCAUACAGUUGCGGAGCUUAAAUCUAAGCUGGACUGAUUCUAUGCAUUUAUUCAUUGCAUCUUAUUUUAUUUCAAUACCAGUCUUAAGUGUU